Stomoxys calcitrans (stable fly) is the source of this 2300-nucleotide messenger RNA. It is a transcript of the gene Fim, whose product is annotated as plastin-3. Gene Ontology annotation, molecular function: actin filament binding; calcium ion binding. The record is from RefSeq and is a predicted model, not a curated record. The coding region runs from base 275 to 2185 and encodes 636 amino acids. NCBI's taxonomy places the organism in Eukaryota, Metazoa, Arthropoda, Insecta, Diptera, Muscidae. Gene Ontology annotation, biological process: actin filament network formation; actin filament bundle assembly. The transcript is spliced from 6 exons. Gene Ontology annotation, cellular component: actin filament; cytoplasm; actin filament bundle.
UCCUUCUUUGACCGGAUAUAAUUUGAAAACAAGUUAACCGAAAAGAAUAAACGUCACAAAAAAAAAGAAGCGAGCGAAAGUGUUAGUGAGAAAGAGUUACAUACACACAAAUAAAAACCCAACUACUUACUCAAGAAGGAAUUGGGAUAAGCAGAUAUGCAUGAUAUUUGAAACAAAUAUAAAAGAGAAAACUUACAAUUGGAAAAAUAUUUCGUAGUUUUAAAAAAUUACAUUUUAUUUGUUUGCCACCAAACACUAAAAGAAACACGAUAAAAUGUCGAUAAACAAAUUCACAAAAGGCCUUUCAGUGGAUGAAAAAGCGGAGAUACAGGAGAAAUUCAUAGAGAUUGAUGCCAACAAGGAUGGCUUCAUUGACUUAAGCGAGCUGAAGGCAGCUCUGGAUCAAGUAGGCUUCAAAUUGCCCGGCUACCAGGUGCGCGAGAUGAUUGAUGAGUUCCAAAAUAAGCAAAGAACAUCGCAUCAGGGAAAACUAAACUUGGAAGAGUUCGAGAAUCUUUGUCUGGACCUGAAGUCGAAAGAUGUGGCGAGUACAUUCAAGACGGUUGUAUCCAAGAAAGAGAAUCUGGAAACGUUGGGUGGAAUGUCGAGUAUUUCAUCUGAAGGCACCACACAUUCUGUACGUCUAGAGGAGCAGUUGGCCUUCUCCGAUUGGAUCAAUUCUAAUUUAGGUCACGAUCAGGACUUGAAACACCUGUUGCCCAUCGAUGCCGAGGGUAAGCGCUUGUACCAGUCCAUAAAAGAUGGCAUUCUCUUGUGCAAAAUCAUCAAUCACUCCUGUCCCGACACUAUUGACGAAAGAGCCAUUAAUAAGAAAAAUCUCACCGUCUACCGAGAGUUCGAGAAUUUAACUUUGGCUCUGGUAUCAUCGCAAGCCAUCGGUUGCAAUAUCGUGAACAUCGAUGCUCAUGAUUUGGCCAAGGGCAAGCCUCACUUAGUCUUAGGUUUGCUGUGGCAAAUUAUCCGCAUUGGUCUUUUCAGUCACAUCACCUUGGACAGUUGUCCUGGUUUGGCAGGACUUCUGUUCGAUAAUGAACGCCUGGAGGACUUGAUGAAAAUGUCUCCGGAGGCAAUUUUGCUGCGUUGGGUGAACCACCAUUUGGAACGAGCCGGCAUAUCUCGUCGCUGCACCAACUUCCAAUCAGAUAUCGUGGACUCUGAAAUCUAUUCGCAUUUGAUUAAACAAAUUGCCGGCAAUGAUGUCGAUGUCAAUAUGGAUGCUCUGCACGAAAAAGAUCUGGUAUCUCGUGCUGAAAUAAUGUUGCAACAAGCAGCCAAAUUGAACUGUCGCAGCUUCUUGACACCACAGGACGUAGUCAAUGGAGUCUACAAGUUAAAUUUGGCUUUUGUUGCUAAUCUCUUUAACAACCACCCAGGCCUGGACAAACCCGAACAAGUUGAAGGCCUUGAAGCCAUAGAAGAAACCCGCGAAGAGAAAACUUACCGCAACUGGAUGAAUUCCAUGGGUGUUAGUCCGCACGUCAAUUGGCUGUACUCGGACUUGGCUGAUGGCUUGGUUAUCUUCCAAUUGUGUGACAUAAUCAAGCCUGGCAUUGUAAACUGGAAUAGAGUUCACAAACGGUUUACGCCCUUGCGCAAGUUUAUGGAGAAAUUGGAAAAUUGUAACUAUGCUGUCGAAUUGGGUAAACAACUUAAAUUUUCGCUGGUCGGCAUUGCUGGUCAAGAUUUAAAUGAUGGAAACGCCACUUUAACUCUAGCUUUGAUUUGGCAAUUAAUGCGCGCCUACACACUAUCUAUUCUCUCACGGUUGGCCAACUCUGGUAACCCUAUUGUGGAAAAGGAAAUUGUCCAAUGGGUUAACAGCAAACUGACAGAGGCUGGCAAGGAGUCUUCGUUAAAGAACUUUAACGAUCCCGCAAUAGCCGAUGGCAAGAUUGUCAUUGAUUUGAUUGAUUCCAUUAAGGCCGGAAGCAUUAACUAUGAUUUAGUUAGAACCGGUGGAACCGAAGAGGACAAUUUGGCCAAUGCCAAAUAUGCCAUUUCAAUGGCACGUAAAAUUGGAGCGAGGGUCUAUGCUCUCCCAGAAGAUAUCACAGAGGUGAAGCCUAAAAUGGUGAUGACAGUCUUUGCUUGCAUGAUGGCCUUAGAUUACAUACCCAACAUGGACAGUGUGGAGAAUCAGAACAACAUAAAUAACAGCAAUUAAAACGAAGCCAUGAUGCCAAAAAGAAAAAAAGAAAAGAAACAAACCCAACCAACAUCGAGAAGUUAACCACCAUUAUGAACACAGUAGUCUUUGAAAUGAAUUGAACCUGAGUGUA